AUGUCUGUUGUAAUAAGCUGAUAAUAAGAAAGAAGAAAAAGAUUUAAUUUUAUUUAAGUUUAAGGUUCACUUAUAUUAUUUCUGAGAGUAUAAGUCCCUGCAUUUUUAUUUCAUAACUCGUGUUGGGUCUGCCUAAACUGAACAUUUCUACAUUUUAGGCCUUUUUUUUUUUUUUCCACAGAAGCUAAAUUACAUGAAUGAUGGCUGGAUUGCAUUUAGCUGCUUCAGUUUCAGGGUCCUCCUAUUGUUCAUGCUGGUUCACUGUCAUGACUCACUGAGAAGAGAAGGAGCCAUCGGUAAGGUUAUCUGUAACACCCAUGCUUCUCCUCCUCUGAUGAGUCAAAAAGCAGACAAGUGCAUCAUGUACCAAAAGCACUACGAACCACAAAAUGCUCACGUUUACUCUCUCAUUUUCAUUGCUGUAAAGUAUUUUACAAAUACAUGGUGUGGAAAGCCUGUCGGAUGCUACUGUAACGAAUCCUAAAAUACUCAGAGUUGAAAAUGUUGGUUUAACUGUAAUUUUGUGGUGCUGAUUGAUUGUAUGUGUUUUAUGUUAUCACGCCAAACUAUAGUCUCCAAAUCUCCAUAAAGCCUUCAAUAAAAACUGAGCAUUAUAGCCUUCUUGAAAAUAGGAUUUAUUAAAGGGACUCUUGCAUUGAAUUUGAACUGCAUUAGUUUUUGUUAGAUACACCUAAUAAGCUGGCAGCUGGGUCUAACAUUACCUUUAACUCGCGCACAGCAGCUUGAUCUUUCUGUAUUUUUAUCCGGAUCACUAGCACAUGAUGCGUGUUUACAUGACCUGUGUGUAACUUGUGUUUCUAACGCAAAAACGACCCUUUCUAGGCGCUCAUGUCUAACAGGAUGCCGUAGUAGUGUGCUCAAAUGAAUACAGAAGUGCUACUUGAAGAGAUUAAAAAUCCAAUAUGAGGGCAAUAUGAGCCCAGCCCUGAGCACCACAUGCACACCAUUAUCUCCCUGUGGGAAUAUCACCACCUUUUUUUUUCCUCCUCUUCUGGAGCUUUAUGAUGAUCGAGGCGGACCAUGACAAUGCGCGCCGUGUGUGUCUGACGUAGGCUGGCGGAGGAGAAAAACACAGACAACCCCUUCCAACACUGAGAGAUAGGAGGAGGAGGAGAAAGGAGUAUAUUUAUUUGUAUACCGGGAGAAAUAGCGGUGGUUGUUUUCAGCAGAGCGGCGAUUGUACGUGAAGCGAGCGGCGGCCUGAGGAUGCACAAUAGAGCAUCUCGCAUACGCCGUGUUUAAUUGCGGAUCAGAGCAGAGGAGGAGGAGGAGGAGGGGGGCGAGAGCACAACAAGGAAGACAAGGAGACGCUCUUUAUUACAGGGAGACAAGCGGAGAGUGGUGGAGGUGGUGGUGGUGGUGGGGAGACACAGACAGCGUGAGCCCGGAGACGGCACAGACCGUGGCGGCGGGGACAGGAGAGAGGAGAACACCGACAGUCGGCAGCGUCGCUCGGAUGGUGGUGUUGUUGCUCCGGACGCGGCGACGAUGCGGCCACACUGCUGGGUGAUGGUAGUGCUGGCGGGGAUGAUGUCGUACUUCAGCCCGGAGAGAGCCCUCGGAGUCCCGCAGAGGGAAGUUUCUCAGUCCAGGGCUGCGUCCCUCUCUCCUCCACCCUACGUCGUCAUCCUCAUCUCUUGCUCGGGGCUGGUUUCUUUUGUUCUGCUGCUCCUGACUUGCCUGUGCUGUAAGAGAGGAGGAGUGGGAUUCAAUGAGUUUGACAAUGCAGACGGGGAAGAGUGCUCUGGAGGCUCCAGUCCCAUCCAGGAGGACAGCCUGUCGUCAUGUCCCUCCCUCCCUGAGGUCUACACCUUGCCAGUCAGAGACAGGCCCAGCUGCCCCGCCCUGCAGGAUGGAGCAGAUUCCAAGUCUCAAUGCUUCAAAAGGCACACUUUAAACUACCUUCAGGAGAUAGGAAAUGGCUGGUUCGGAAAGGUGAUCCUGGCUGAAGUGUUGUGCGACUGCAGCUCCUCUCAGGCCGUCGUGAAGGAGCUGCGUGUCAGUGCCAGCCCUCUGGAGCAGAGGAAGUUCUUGGCUGAGUCUGAGCCGUACAGGAGCCUUAAACAUCCCAACAUCCUUCAGUGUCUGGGCCAGUGCAGUGAGAGCAUCCCUUUCCUCCUGGUUAUGGAGUUCUGUCAACUGGGUGACCUGAAGAGGUAUCUGAGAGCCCAGCGGAAGUCAGACGGGAUGACCCCUGACCUGCUGACUCGGGACCUCUUGACUCUGCAGAGAAUGGCUUUUGAGAUCACCUCUGGUCUGCUGCAUCUUCACGAAAACAACUACAUCCACAGUGAUCUGGCUUUAAGAAACUGCCUGCUCACCUCAGACCUCACUGUUAGGAUAGGCGACUAUGGCCUUUCACACAACCAUUAUAAGGAGGACUAUUACCUGACUCCAGACAAGCUAUGGAUCCCACUACGCUGGAUUGCUCCUGAGCUGCUGGAGGAGUACAGAGGAUCUCUCAUUGUUACUGACCAAACCAAGACCAGCAAUGUGUGGUCUCUGGGGGUGGUUAUAUGGGAGCUGUUUGAGUUUGGCUCGCAGCCCCACAGGCACCUGAGCGACGAAGAGGUGCUGACCUUUGUCAUUAGGGAGAGACAGAUCACCCUGGCCCAGCCCAGACUGAAACUCUCCCAUGCAGACUACUGGUAUGAGAUCAUGCAGUCCUGCUGGCUACCUCCAUCUCAACGCCCUUCUGUAGCAGAGAUAUUCCUCCUCCUCUCCUCCCUCCUGGCCGCUGAGCGAGGAAUAGCAAGAGGAAGUGUUGGGGAAGAAGAUGAAGAGGAUGAGGAAUAUGAGGAGGGCAGAGGAAGGAGAGGAGAGAGUGAGGAGUCAUUUGAAAGACGCUGGGACUUACUCCGUCCACCCGCCUUUCAGACUGCUGCAAACGAGCGGCAAAGGGAGAGAGACUACAGCAGAGAAGACAGAGACAACUCCUACCCCCUGCUGGACCCUGUGGGGAACUGUAUCACCCCGUCUUCAUCUGAACUGGAUGACAUCCUGACAGUCACUGAAACCAGCAAAGGCUUGAAUUUUGAGUAUUUCUGGGAAAAGGCUCAUGCCAGACGAGGCUACAAGCCUCUUCCUCCUCCUCAGCCAAUCCCAACUGUGAACAAUAACCACAGACAGUCUUUGGACACUCCCACAGUGGUGCCAGUGAUAAGCGCCCGGAGCCCCUCCCUCGCCAGUGAGUAUUACAUCAGAUUAGAGGAGCACACUCCCCAGGACAAGUCGCCAGCUCUUAAAGGAAAGACCCUUUCCUCUUUCCGUUCAGACUUGAUUUGUCCUGGAGACAUGGAGCUGGUGGAGAUUCGCAGUGGAAUGCUGGGAAAAGAGCGAGUCCCUUACUGUUCUUCUGGCAAGAGUGGAAAGGGCCUCCAGACUGUCAAAUCAAGUGAGGUUCAACUAGAGGUACCCAACACAGGUGUGGCUGAAUUCAGAGACACUUUGAACAGAGUGACUGACUUCUCAGUGGUCGAUUUAGGGGAUGACGAUGAAGAAGAGGAGAAGAAAAAGAGUAGUGAGGCAGAUAAAAAGUCAUCCACGAGUUCUCAAGCCCCAGUCCUUCCUCCCAAGCCUCGUUCUAUGUCCAUGUCAUCAGCCAACCACCUCCACUCACGCCCCCUCCCCGCCCCUCCACUCGGAUAUAGAGGAUUGCCUCAUUACACCCUCACUGGAAAAAUUGAAACAGAUCCCCAUCACAUGAGCAGCUGCCCACCUUCUACCUUUGAACACCUGGGGCUCCAUCGAGCCCGACAGACUCUACCCCCUUCUCCAUCCCUCUCCCCCUCGCUUCCCCCAUCGAGCCAUCCAAUUUACCCCCAGCCUCCUCAGAUGUGUCCUCCUCCUCUCCCUCCCCACUCCAAACCACAAAGAAGCUGCCCCAGCUACAACACAGCAGACACUUAUUCAAGGUACAGUAAGCUGCAAAUGCAGAGAACCAAUAGAGACCCUCUAACCUGUGACUUGUCUGACCGAGAGGAUGGUACCAGGCACUCAGCAUCAUUGCACAACUCCAAGGAGACUUCUCAUUCUCGUCCAAAAGACUUUGACUCCCCUAUUCGUAGGGAAAACCCAUUGCGCCCUAUUUAUCGUAAUUUGCCCCGCACACAUCCCGCAAACGUCCAGAUUGACAGACAGUCUUCAUCCAGUCCCACCUACUCAGAUGAGGAUGACUCUCCCUUCAUGUCCCCUGAGAGACUCAGCAGUGGUACCACUAUCGCUCACUCUAGCCUGUCUGAAGAUGCAGACCCAGGCUGUGCAGAGCUCUUCUCCAGGGGAAUGAAGAGGACUCAGUCACGCCUUGACACCAUCCUGCCCACCAUUUGGAAGGAAGAUGCUGAACUUCAGGCAGAACGAGUGUCUGCAGCCAAGAAAUCCCCCAUGCAUCUGUUUCUGACAGAGAUAUCGAAUGUGACAGAGUCUAGUGAGUCCAAGUCAGAAGCUUCAUGGGAAGUAGAGAAGGAAGAGAAAAGAGAUGGAGAGAGAUGGGGGAACUUUAUGCUGCCUAACAGAGGGAUGCGCCGCUCCCAGUCGCUGAUCACAGAGCUGGGGUCAGCAGCACAGUCAUGGCGGGCAGAGAAAUGCAACAACAGAACAGGACCUGAAGAGAUGAACACAGUCUCUAAAGAAUCAUUCCAGGGGGAUCUUUUCCUUACAGAAAUUGACACAGGAAGAAUGGACACAGACCUGGAAGGAGGACCAGAAAGUGAUCCAGUAAAAUACCUCUAUCCUGCAGGAUCCAGAUUGCGGCCCUAUGUCUGUGCACCAGGCCUUCCCUCAUACACUGACGCUGAGGAAGCCUAUUCAAAGGGUAUACGGAGAUCCCGCUCUCUCCUCUCUGAGAUCACCAUCGGAAAGCAGGAGUGUGAUCUGCAGCAGACUGAGAAGGAUACACGGAAAACAGAGAUGACCAGAGAGGAAUUCUUGAAGGAGAUCCAGUCAGCAGAGACCUUCCUUACUGAAAUCAUAUCAAGACAAAACGCUGCUGCAGACAAAAAGGAAGCAGACUCAUCCUACUCUCCUACUCCAUUGUCUCCUGAAUAUGAGUCCCUGUGCAUUGACCCCAACUCUGCUCAGACCAUCAGCUUUCAGUCAGAGAGCUCCAUGCGAGCAAAAGGCAAAGAUGACACACAAACUGAGGCCAUCUAUGCUCAAGUGACCAAGCGAGCUAAAAAGAGUGAGAUAAAGAUUUCUAUGAAACCUGAGAUCCCAAUCCUUCACAUAGGAUCAAAUAAACAACCUCUUAAAGUGGAAAGCCAAGAAAGCAAUACUGACUACUGUCAGUCUGGUGAGUUUGUGUUUUCAGAAAUUAUGCCCAAAAAUGGUCUUCUACACAACCAGAAAGAAGCAGAGGAGUGUUCAGAAGGCCCUGCCUUACCUGCCAGAGGAGAGCAAAAAGAUCACUUAGAGCACCCUCCUCCUCCUGAGUCCACUGAGGAUGUAAAAGAAUCCAACAUUAUGCUGCAGCAUGAGAGCAAAUCGCUAAUUACAGAUGAAACAGAUGCUCCAAAGGGUGCUGUUAUAAGCAACGGUGAGAUAAUGAAAAAAGACCUACAGGACAUCAGCCCUGACAGAGGAGAUCAAACAUGUGCAAAGACUGAUAGCAUGUAUAACAAUGUUGACAAUGAAAACUACCACCACUGUGAAGCUUCUGCACUGGACUCUGAACACAUCACAGCAGAUGAUGAUUUCGAAAACUCAAAAAAUCUGGGUUCUCAAAAUAACGAUGAAAGCUUUACAGAGACACAAAGAGAAAACCUAAUUCAACACAAUGACUCUGAAGAAGAGCACUGUCACAUUGCUCAAAAGGUACCUACUCCUGCUGGCACUCCAGACUGGGACCCAUCCUCCGACAUCUCAAUCGUUACCCCCACCGACUCGGUCCUGUCACCUAUGACUUCCCACUCAGCUGACUGCCUCACACCUAGUGACUCAUGGAUGAGUGGGGGAGGUGGAGUGGGAAACGGCGGGUGGCGAGCCCUGGGAAACGAAACACCGCAUAGAGACUCUGCCUAUUUCUCUGACAGUGACUGGGAGGGGGACGGGAUGAACAGGAGGAGCAGUGAUGGAUUGAUCACCUCCAGACCGAGCAACGGUCGAGGAGGGGAUCGGGGGACGCUGACAGGGAUAGAGGAAAAAACUGAGGAGGAGGGAGAGAUGGGAGAAAAGAGCCCCUUAAGAAAUAGUAUACACAUGUCAGAUAAGAAGGGUGAAAGUGGAGAAAAGAUGACUAUUGAGAUGUGUGAGGAAAAAAGUGGUCUAUCUCAAAAUGCUCUGGAAAACGCCAUCUCUCAUCUUGAUGAUGACAAGAAUAUUCUAAACAAAGGGCUGGAGUCAACACAGAGAGAUGAUUCUGGCAUUUUCCCAAAUGAGAUCAAAAAGUCAACACUGCUGUUUGAUGAUCCUCAGGCCAACGACUGUGUUGACUUAAUUGAUAAGGUUUUCUCGGAAUUAGAUGAUGAAUCACAGAAAGGGCUCCCACACUUCACAGACGGCAUCGUCUCUCAGAUAACAGAGUGCAAAUACCAGGACUCUGCAGAGAAUAAUUUACAUCUGCAUUCCAAGAGCAUUGUUGAGACAGAUAUUUUGAUCACGUCUGUGUCUGGCAGCCAGUCAAAGGAUUACGUAUUAAGGCCCAGCGACAAUGAUUUAACAAUUGCUACAGAGAUGGAUAUUGAUCUCUCUGCACUGAACCGCCUCAAGUGUGGAAAUGACACUGUGGAAUCUGUUACACCAACACAGGUCGACAACAAAGAGUCAAAAUUAUCUAAACUGUACGGCAUUCAAUCCCCUUAUGCCAAACUUAGCGAUGAAACCCUGUCAGAAGUUGAGCCAAGUGACGAUGGGAAGACAGGUAUUGAAGAACCCGAGAGACAUGAAGAGGGACCUGGUUUAGAUCACAAUGAGCUGGGUCUGAGAAACCUGCACUGCUCAGAUGGCAGCGAGGACAAAAAGGUCAUGACAGAGGCAGAGAAACAGCUGGCUGCAGCAGAGCUGAGUAAUGGCAUGAAGGAAAAGUCGCCCCUGAGAGGAGCGGCAAGUUGGACGGACUCGGCUAACAAUCCAGGUAAAGACCUCUGUGAAGGCCUGGAUGUGAAAACUAAAGAGUUAUGGAUUGCACUGGAGGAGGAUGAAGAACGUACAGGAUCUGCUGUGGUUAGGGGAGAGUUUGACUGCCACCGUUUUUCACAAUCAAGGGACUUGCGUUUGUGGCCUGAUGAAAAUGACCAGUGGGCCUCUCCUGAAAGGAGGUGCCAAGACACUGAACUAAGAUCUGAAUUAUUCUCUGGGUUCGGCAACAAGGCCUGGGAGGUGGGAGAGAGACUCGUUGUGGGACAGGAGUUUUGGGAGACUGAAGAAAACGAUGAACUUGCUGAAAGUGAACCUCAUCCUGCUGUCUUGGAGGGCUGUGAAGAAACCUGGAAUGAUGAAACACAAGGACUUGCUGAUAAUCUUGUCAUGAAGGAAAAGUGGGACUCUGAAGAUGGUGGUGAACAACAGACUGUACAACAAGAGGAAAAUAUUGAGAACCUUGGAGAAAUUGUCAGCUUUAACCCAGACGUGAAAAGAGAAAUCUUAGACAUCGAAGUAGAGAAUAUAGAAAUCCCAGAGAAGGAGACUUUGGAGGAAGGAAAGAUUUUGUCAUGUCCAGAGAGAGUCAGAGACAGGGAAGGUCUGCCAGACUCCACAGAGAUGGAGGAGAAUCAAAAUUUUAACAGAUGGCCUCAGAAUCACCCUUGCAAAAUACAAGAAGAGGAACAGACAUCGGCUGAGCGUGUUGACAAAGAGACAAGCUCUAAUUUGGAGAAUGACUUUAGUCAAACUUUAGAGAAUAAAAGCUCAAAUAUAUCUAUUUGCAACAGCGAAGGUCCUCACAUGAACUUUGCAGAACUGGAAAAUGUUGAGUCUGGCUUAGAUUCAGAGACUGAAAUGAGACCGUGGCUUGCUGGGCAAUACAUAGAAGAGAGAGUGGGUAUGAUGAGCACAGAGGAGGAUUACAGAGACUCGCCCCUUCCAUCCAAUCCCAUCUCUUGUUCCAGUGACCUUGAUGUGCAUGCAGAGAUAGAUCAGUCAUAUCCACAGGUAGACAAUUUCAGCUCAGUAGAUUUUCCUAGUCCUCCACCAAGCAUAGACCUUGAUGUGCAAGAUGAUAAAUUGGAGAGUUUAGAUGACUCUUUUCCUAGUCCGCCACCAUCUGUUAUAGAGGCAGAGGAGUUUAUUAGUCACAUUAAUCUGGAAGACUUUACUGCUAGCACUGAGACAGAGCUGUAUAUUUCCACAACUCACAACACAGAUAUCUCAGAGCCACCUGCUACAACUCAGAGUAUAGGAAUCUCAGCCAAUCUAAACCUCCCCUCUGUGCAUAUAACACUGGCCGAUGAUAGCAACCUUACACCCGACACUGAAAAGCAUGAUGAACGUAACGACCUGUUCCAGAAAACAUCAUCUGACAGCCCGUCUUCUCCCCAAGUUCCACUCAACAAUCUCCCAGAGUUACUGAUUUCUGAGUGGAAGGAUUUGGAUGAGGAACCCCUGGAGGAUUUUGAAAAACUGGAACAACUGUGCUGCAUAUCUGGGGAUGAGGAGGACUCUUUGGGUGAUCUUUUCCUGGGGAACCUGGAACUCCUGGAGUCUUUGAAGAAAACGCCUGAUCAGAAAGGCAGCAAUGUUGGUGAUAGUAAUACAGGCGAGGGGAGCAGGAUGGAUGUGAAGGAGGACGAGUUCUCUGAUAAUUCUGAUAAGCUGGCAGAGUCUGUGCCAUAUAUGAUCCUGGAUCCUCGGGACAAACUAUCAUCUCAAGAGGAGAGGAAUGACGGGCAGAGAUCCCCAGGCCAAACAUCUGAUGUCAAAGACCAGGGAUCUCUCUCAAAGAUGACAACAAAGAAUGGCCUCAUGAUGCAGGUGUGUGAGGAGAGGCUGCAGUUCUCCCUCAGUGAGAAUGUGAAAACAAAUGUGCUUUGGGGAUCGACUGUUAAAGACACAGUGAUGCUCCGGCCGUGGGGGGAACAAAUCACAGAGGACAGCACUGAGCUGGUCACAGUGAAAGAGCAAAAAGAGGAUGAAAGCCACAAGGAGCAGGAAACUACCCCCAGCAUUCAGCCACACACUGAGUCAGAUGAAACUAAAGCAGAACCACUCACUGUGAUUGAGCAGCCUGAGGUCUCAACCCCUCAGCCUACUGCAAACCAGGCAAUGAAAGCAAAACUAGCUCGUCUGUCACUCGCCCUCCCUCCUCUUGCUCUGACUCUUCCCCUCACCCCCACCGGUAAAGGAGGAUUCGGGGACGGUGCAAUUGGAAAUCGGAUUGGAAGACGGAGAGGACUGUCCUCGGGAAGUGACCCUGACGAUGAGGAAGAGGACGAGCAGGAGGACGAAAGCUCCCGGAGGGUGAUCGUUGUCACAGAAACAGACGUGGACAAGCGCGUCGGGCUGAGGAGUCUGCUGAAAUCACCCAAGGAAUCCAUGGACAGAGAGAAGGACAGAGGAAGAAAUGUCUCCUUUUUUGAUGAUGUCACAAUCUAUCUUUUUGAUCAGGAAACUCCAACCAAUGAGUUGAGUACUUCAGCGCCCACUAGUCCAGCCCCAGUGUCUGUCAAAAGCACCAAGUUGGAUUUGCGUGGGCCAAACGUCAAGGGCAAAGAAUCAAAAAGGAAAGAAGAUUUAUCAAUCAAACCAAGGUCGCCUGUGGGGGCCAAUCCAGUGACAUCAUCACGCUUCACUGUCAGCCCUGCCAACGACCCCCACUUGGUGUGAUCUAAUAUGUCAUCGUGGGAACCUUUAGAGCCGAAACCCUCUUGGACUGGCAAGUGAAUUAACCCCAACAACCAGCCAUUCACCCAGAGGCUAUUUUUUUAUUGAAUAGGCGACUGAAAGAAUGAGACUCCCGUUCUAAAAGCUGGACACAUUCCAGGUUUUACCAGCGACAGGAUUUUGUAUGACAGGGCUUGUUGUGCUCCCGCCUGCCACUAUUUACAGAGUUUAUUCAUAGCCUUCAGCUACAGAAGUCUUUGGAAAAGGCAGCAUAUGUUAGGAGAAGAGGAGCCUGGAGCUUUGUAAAAUCUGAAACAGAUUUGACAGCUAUGCAGUGGGAGUCUUGCUGUGUACCAGCUUACCUUCUCUUUUUUCUGCUUCAUUUUGUUGUAUUAUUCCCCAUAUGUGUGGGGAAUGCACUUUCUUUCGUCAUUAAUCUGUCUAUGUAAAUGCUCGGAUUCCAGUCCUCUCUUUAUUAAAGACGUUUUUCAUUGCAGUCAGUCAGUUGUUCUUGUAGGCAGCAGUUUGGAACAGAAAUCGCUUGACUCCUGUAUUUGAGAAUACUCAUUUGCAUUUGUACAAAUAUCAUAAUACAAGUGUAUACAAUAUCAUUUUAGAGCUGUUUACUUUUAGAUGUAUUCUUAGACUGCACGAAAAAUUAAACAAGCUAUGCUUCUUUAUACUUUUAGUUCUAAAAAGAUUUCUCUGGCGUUAUUGCAAUUUGUUUAUAUAUUUAUUAUAUUGUUUUACUUAUUUAUGUAAAGCCAGUUUACAUGCAAUAUUUUAUUUAUUUGGUUAUUUAUUUAAUUUAUGAAUCUAUUUAUUUAUUUGCUUUUCUGCAAUUAACAUAUAUUAGUUAUAAUUUGUUUGGGACAGAAUGCGUUUAGGUUAUACAUUCUCUAAGAUCUUCAUAACAAAUAAAUCAAAAAUAUUUUCCCAAACGUCUUAAUUGCUAAAAAAAAAAAAAGAAGUAUUUUGUAUAAUUUUACUUGUUAAUAUAUGCCAAUCUGUAUGGAACUAUGUCCUGUAAUGUAGUGUCAUUAUUUUCCAAUGUCUAUGGAUUUUUAGCUGUCUUGUCAUUCUUUUACCUUGUUUAAUGUAGCUUAGCAUGAAAAGUCAAAGCCUUUCAUCAGUAAAUAACUCCAUUUGUUUGUGUAUCUGUUAAUUUACCCCAUUUUCUACUAACGACAAGUCCAUCCUACAGUCGAAACCCAGCUAGUUCAUUGGUUUAGUCUAUUUAAAUGUUGGUUUAAAACCUGUAUUGUUUAAAGAAUGGUUUUCAAGGGAUAAUGUAUAAACAAGGGGAAAUAAAAACUUAAAAAUGUGAACCUCUUACUGAACUGU
Scatophagus argus is the source of this 11118-nucleotide messenger RNA. It is a transcript of the gene lmtk3, whose product is annotated as lemur tyrosine kinase 3. The transcript has 16 exons. The coding region runs from base 1510 to 9777 and encodes 2755 amino acids. Gene Ontology annotation, molecular function: protein kinase activity; ATP binding. Gene Ontology annotation, biological process: protein phosphorylation. NCBI's taxonomy places the organism in Eukaryota, Metazoa, Chordata, Actinopteri, Scatophagidae. The record is from RefSeq and is a predicted model, not a curated record.